Molecule: messenger RNA, 3620 nt
Organism: Hemibagrus wyckioides
Lineage: Eukaryota; Metazoa; Chordata; Actinopteri; Siluriformes; Bagridae
Gene: dpys
Product: dihydropyrimidinase
Exons: 9
Coding region: 120-1610 (496 amino acids)
Biological process (GO): pyrimidine nucleobase catabolic process
Cellular component (GO): cytosol; cytoplasm
Molecular function (GO): dihydropyrimidinase activity
Source: RefSeq, a predicted model, not a curated record
UUUCGCAACUGUGAACAGGUCGAUAAAUUGUAGAGGGGACAAAAAGUGUACUCUAAAUUGUAUUUGGAUUUGCAACCCGAAAAAGUAUUGAAUUAUAACCGAGGUUUUAAUCACUAAGGAUGUCGGAAAGGGGCCGGAUUUUGAUUAAAGGAGGUAAGGUGGUGAAUGAGGAUCGCUCCGAGCUGGCUGAUGUGUUUAUAGAGGACGGGGUGAUCCAGGCGGUGGGAUCUGACCUGCAGGUGCAGGAGAGAGGGACUCGGGUGCUGGACGCCAGCGGGAAACUGUUGCUGCCCGGAGGAAUAGACACGCACACACAUAUGGAGCUGGAGUUUAUGGGCACUGUGGCGGUAGAUGAUUUCCGCUCGGGUACCAAGGCUGCAGUAGCCGGAGGAACCACCAUGAUCCUGGAUUUUGUCAUCCCUCGGAAAGGAACUUCUCUGCUUGAGGCGUAUGACAGAUGGAGGAGGAUCGCUGACGCAAAAGUGUGCUGUGACUAUUCCCUCCACGUCGCUGUUACCUGGUGGGAUGAUAGCGUGAAGCAAGAAAUGGAGACUCUUGUUCGCGAGAGAGGAGUAAACUCCUUCAAGACGUUCAUGGCGUAUAAAGACGUGUUCAUGCUGCGCGACGACGAGCUCUACGCAGUUUUCUCUCACUGUAAAGACAUUGGAGCCAUCGCACAAGUCCACGCUGAGAACGGAGAUCUGAUUGCAGAGGGGACCAAGAGAAUGCUAUCUCUGGGAAUCACAGGACCUGAAGGCCAUGAACUCUGUCGCCCCGAGGAGGUGGAAUCGGAGGCCACUCAGCGUGCCAUCACCAUCGCCCACACUGCCAACUGCCCUCUGUAUGUGGUGCACGUCAUGAGCAAAUCAGCCGCUAAAGUGGUGGCUGCUGCCCGCAGAAACGGGCGAGUGGUGUUUGGCGAGCCCAUAGCUGCUGGCCUGGGUACUGAUGGCACUCAUUACUGGCACAAGGACUGGGAACAUGCAGCCAGCUUCGUUAUGGGACCCCCACUAAGACCAGACCCCGGUACACCCAGCUACCUCAUGGACCUGCUUGCUAAUGAUGAUCUGACUGUGACCGGGACUGACCACUGCACGUUCUCCGUAUGCCAGAAAGCCCUGGGAAAAGACGACUUCACUAAAAUCCCUAACGGUGUUAAUGGCGUGGAAGAUCGCAUGUCGGUCAUCUGGGAGAAAGGAGUGCAUAUCGGCAAAAUGGAUGAAAAUCGAUUUGUGGCGGUCACCAGCAGCAACGCAGCCAAAAUCUUCAACCUUUAUCCACAGAAAGGAAGGAUUGCCAAAGGUUCCGAUGCAGACCUGGUUAUUUGGGACCCUAAGGCUACAAGGGUCAUUUCAGCUAAGACCCAUCACCAGGCGGUGGAUUAUAACAUCUUCGAGGGGAUAGAGUGCCACGGUGUUCCUCUGGUGACCAUCUCCGGAGGCAGAGUGGUGUAUGAAAAUGGCCGUGUGUUGGCUAAACCUGGGACGGGAAGAUUUAUUCCCCGAAAGCCCUUCUCCGACUUUGUGUACAAGAGAAUAAACCAAAGGGACCAGGUCGGGAAACCCAGCGCAGUGACCAGGAUGCCGUAUGAAGGAGAAAUCCGAGCUUAAAGAAAAACACAGAGCAAACUUGCAAUGUUAUUAAUUAUCCUUGAUUUCUUUUAGGAUUUUAAAGUUGGUACACAGUACUGUGCAAAAGUCUUAGGUUACUAAAUGACACACUAUACACUUAUAUAAUAAUAAUAUGCCUUUAUUUGUCACAUAUACAUUACAGCACAUUGAAAUUCUUUUCUUCGCAUAUCCCAUCCUUGGAGGUUGGGGUCAGAGAUGAUACAGUGCCCCUGGAGCAGAGAGGGUUAAGGGCCUUGCUCAAGAGCCCAAACGCAGCAACUUGGCAGUGCUGGGGCUUGAAUCCCUGAUCUUCCAGUCAAUGACCCAGAGCUUUAACCACUUGAGCCACCACUGCCCUCAAUAUUCAAUACAUCCUAUUUAGAAUGCAUGACUGAAUCUGUGUACAUCAUUUUCCCAAAGAUAUAGUGUGAGAAAUCAAAUUCUUUUUAGAUUUGUUUGCCUUCAUCAGUCUAUUUUCAGCAGAUCCCCUACAGCACCGGCUGAAAUACACACACACACAUACAUACACACACAAACACACACAAACACUAUGAAUCACUGCCAUGAUUCAGAGAAACCUACAGACACGCAUCACUGUGUUUACUGGCUCCUGAACAAAACGUCUCAAAAAUUGGACCCAUUGCUUCAUAAGACUUUCUGCCACUGGCUGUUGCAGGUGAUUUAUAGUUUCAUACUUUGUCUUUAUGUUUAAAAAAAAAUGUUGCUUUGCUGCAACACACGCAAUAACAGUAUUCCUCAUUGAUUUCGGUGCCAAGUGGCUGUGCCAGAUACUGAGCAAGCGUUUGACUAUAUUUCUUCUUGUCCCUUUGGGAAACGGCCUCUCUGUAGACGCAGAAAGUUUUGGCUUCUCUGCUGCAUUUUCUGUCUUCAGCUUGGUCAGUGUCUUCGGAUAUAUUUUAGUGAUCAUGUGGAGCAGGCUAAUGUGCCUUAUGGUGUUCAUCUGGUGUUCUAAUUCUAAUAUUUUCUUUUAUUUUUAGAUUGAAUAAAUGUUGAUUAGAACAUACUUCAGUUUCUAAAAAUUGCUGUCACAAUGGAAAGGCUUAGAUGAAUAUAGGUGCAGUUAAUGAAGUUUUAAACUGUGUGUGUGUGUGUGUGUGUGUGCGAUGAGAGCACCGGACACGGAUGAUUGUAGUUCUUGGAGGCCAUGUUUGUAGACUGUGGUGUGUUCUGGGAAUUGGAGUUCAAAGACGGCAUUGACCUGAUCAUUACCUUUAUAAAUAUUCAAUACAAUUGAGCCAUACAUUGUUGAGUGGCCUCUGACUUUUGCACAGUUCUGUCUCAUAAUAUUGAAAAAAUAAUUUUUACAACUAUCGAAACCUUAUCUUUAAUAGGAAAGCCUAUAUAGUAUAAGUAUAAACGCUUGUUAAAACGUGCCUUCAUUUUAGCAAAGAAAUAGAGAGACUUGAAAGUUAGCGUUUUGCAGGACAGUACAGAUUGACUGAGUUUUUGUUCCUGACCUACUUUCAAGUUCGAGAGCUGAAUACGGUUCUACAUGGCAAAUUGAAAAUGUGAAAACGCUCGAGCCUCGGAAAGAAAUGAAAGUGGGUCACGAUAUUCAAGUGUAGCCUGAUCAAGUGGUUUGGAAAUGUCGAUAGAGGAUGGAAUUUGUGGACAUAUUAAAAUUCUUGGUAAACUUGGACGACUGAGAAUUUUGAUUCUCUCCUGACAGCAGAUUUAGUAGCGAUGCUCAAGGGAUCGUGUUUGUGCAUAUAUCACUAAUAUAAAUGGAUAUUUACUUGUCUUAUAAAUGAGGCACAAUUCAAUCCAAGCCCAUGUAUGAGCUUUAGGAGUCAUGGGAGUCAUCAGUUUCGGGAUUUAACCUUACAAACUUUUAUUCACAAGCACAGAACCUUAACCGCUAAACUACCACAUUUUCAGCGUGAAGAUCUUUUAGCUUUUACCUCUUGGGAAGUGAACACUUUUUUCCAUCCAUACUUCAUUCGGAAAUGAAAUAAUAUUUUGUAAUGGAAUGCAAUAUUUUGGUAAUAA